AUGGACCUCUGGCUUUGGUCACUUUACUUCCUGCCAGUAUGUGGGGCUCUGAAGAUCCUCCCAGAAGUAAAGCUGGAUGGAGAACUGGGUGGAUCUAUUACCAUCGAGUGCCCGCUUCCUAAAAUAAACGUGAGGAUGUAUCUGUGCCGGGAGAUGGUGAAACCUGCAAUCUGUUCCACGGUGGUAUCCAAUAACUUCAUCAAGAAGGAAUAUGUCAGUCGAGUCACUUUGAAGCCGUGCUUACACAAGAAUUUGUUCCUAGUGGAGAUGACAGAACUGACCGAGAGUGAUAGUGGAGUUUAUGCCUGCGGAGUGGGCACGCACACAGAACGGGGCAAGACCCAGAAGGUCACCCUGAAUGUCCACAGUGAGUACAAUCCAUUCUGGGAGGAGGAGCUGAUAUCUGAGCCUCCAAAAUGGUUUCAUAAAUUUCUGGAGCAGCGGAUGCCCACUUGGCUCCAGAUGGUUGCACAUGCCAGUUCUUCUGAAUCCACAUCCAAAGUUACCACACCAACCCAAGGGACUGACGACCCUCCAGAGCCCCACCCUUCCCCCACCACACCAAUAAUUCAUCAUCCUCGAGAAUCCAGAGCAUUCUCAGUAGCAGCUGCCAAGCCCUCAACCGUUCUGCCAUCCACCACAACAUCAAAGACUUCAACUCAGGAGGGGCUGCUCAGGCCCCCAGGGGCCAGCUACAAGCAGCACACUAGGUUGCAUGGGCAGAGAGAAUUCAACCGUGGUUCAGAGUUUGGAAGGGAGGAUCAAGGAUUUCACAUCCUGAUCCCAACUGUCCUGGGUCUUCUCCUGCUGGCCCUUCUGGGGCUGGUGGUAAAAAGAGCGAUUCAAAGGAAGAGAGCCUUCUCCAGGCGGGUCCGCCGAAUGGCKUUGAGGAUGCGCGCCCUGGAGGCCUCCCAGCGGCCCCGGGAGCAGCGGCCCAGAUUGCAGCGGCCGCGCUCCCAGAACAUCUACAGCGCCUGCCCYCGGCGCGCUCCAGAGUCUAACGCUGCCGGCCAGAGGCAGGUCCCUCCUGCGGAUCCAGGAACAUCUGCGCCCUCAGCCCCGCCACAGGUGCUCGAAGCUCCCUGGCUCCAUGCCCCAUCUCUGAAGACCAGCUGUGAAUAUAUGAGCAUCUGCCACCAGCCUGCUGUCAAGAGGGAGGACACUGAGUCAAAUGAUUACAUCAAUAUUCCCAGCCUGACUCACCCUCCUAGCUGUACCCCUGCAGCCACACCUUGAUGACAAUAAGUCUUGUCUGU
Molecule: messenger RNA, 1256 nt
Organism: Urocitellus parryii (Arctic ground squirrel)
Lineage: Eukaryota; Metazoa; Chordata; Mammalia; Rodentia; Sciuridae
Gene: Fcmr
Product: Fc mu receptor
Cellular component (GO): plasma membrane
Molecular function (GO): transmembrane signaling receptor activity
Source: RefSeq, a predicted model, not a curated record